Molecule: messenger RNA, 2337 nt
Organism: Thelazia callipaeda (thelaziosis nematode)
Lineage: Eukaryota; Metazoa; Nematoda; Chromadorea; Rhabditida; Thelaziidae
Source: the annotation of a GenBank genome assembly
AUGCGUAAGUCAUUUUUCUUUUGCAGUUUCCACGAUAAAAAUUAUCAUUAUGAAAGUAACAAAACAUGUAGCGCAGUAUCAACAAGCCAAACUAGGGUAUCAGUGCAUCGCUUACCUAAGUCACUUCAUCCUGUCAGGUACAUUUUGCAAGUAAAGGUCUAUUUACCUGGCUAUUCCACAGUAGUAAACACAAAAACAGAUACUUUCGAAAUAAAUGUUACCGUUGAAUUUCGUGCACAAUCACCAACUGAUCGUAUAAUCUUGAAUGCUGAUAAAUUACAUUUUGAAAGUUAUCAACUGCUUGCUGGAAAUGAAACUAAUCAGAUUACAUCAAUUACAAUCAAUCAUGCACAGCAAACAGUCAUUUUUGAGACGAAUGAAAUACUACGCGUUGGAAAACUGUAUGCGAUACAGAUGAAAUGUUCGGGAAAACUAGGUAAACUUUCUGGUCUAUACAUGACUGAAUAUCGUGAUGCAACAGGUGGCAAAAGAUAUAUGGCCAUAACUCAAAUGCAACCAACAGAUGCAAGAAAAUUACUGCCGUGUUUUGAUGAGCCCGAAUUCAAAGCAAUUUGGAAUGUUACCGUAAUACAUCCACAUGGAACGAUAGCACUCAGCAAUGGACUGGAAUUGAAAACAUCAGUUCAUGGAAAUGACUCACAAUGGGUUUGCACAUAUUUUGAAGAAACUUUGCCGAUGUCAUCGUAUCUGUUGGCAAUUGCAGUUACUGAUUUUGAACAUUUAGAAGCAAAAACUAAACGAGGCAUACAAUUUCGAAUUUGGUCUCGGAGGGAAGCCUUAAACCAAACAAAGUAUGCUUUAGAGCUUGGAGUUAAAUCGAUCGAAUUUUUUGAAAAUUAUUAUGGUAUUCCUUUUCCACUGCGAAAACAAGACAUGAUUGCGGUGCCAGAUUUUGCGGCUGGAGCGAUGGAAAAUUGGGGCUUAAUCACUUUUAGUGAGCUAGCACUUUUGUAUGAUUCCAGAUUAUACAGCCGAGACCAAAAACUUUACAUUGCUAUUACUAUUGCGCAUGAACUAGCUCAUCAAUGGUUUGGAAACUUGGUGACCAUGAAAUGGUGGGAUGAUUUGUGGCUUAAUGAAGGAUUUGCUACUUUCAUGCAAUAUUUGGGAGCAAGUGCCGCUACUGAUGGCAAUAUACCGCGGGGUUCAUCAUUUUUGUACAUGACGGAGCAAGUAUUAGGUCCCGAGAGUUUUAAAAAUGGCACGAACAUUUAUCUAAAACAUUUUGAAUAUCGAAACGCUGAUCAUUCUAACUUGUGGGAUGCAUUUCAUGAAGCUUAUUCCGCGAAUAGUGCCAAAAACUCAUCAGCUUAUUUUAAUAUUAAACAGUUUUCUUCAAGUUGGAUCACUCAGGUUGGCUAUCCAGUGAUAAAUGUGCAAAGAUUAGAUUCAGAAACAGUCGAGUUACGACAAAAGCGAUUUUUGUACGGUCAAGAAAGUAGGCUGAUUGACGAAAGCCAUGUGUACAGCAUACCAUUAUGGUACCAAAUAAAUGAUGCUGCUCAACCUUUGCAGUGGCUUCAUCAUGAAUUUCGAAAUCUAUCCGUACCCGAAAGUAGCUUAUUUGUAUUGAACACAUUAGCUCGAGGGUUUUAUCGCGUGAAUUAUGAUCUUCCAAACUGGCUAAAAAUAACAAAACAACUUAUCACUGAUCAUAAGGCAUUGAAUGUACGCACCCGAUCAAUGAUUAUUGAUGAUGCAUUUGCUUUAGCAGAAGGUGGUAUGUUAAACUACGAAGUAACGUUGAAUAUUACACGUUACUUAAGAUAUGAAGAAGAAUAUUUACCGUGGUCCAAAGCAUUUGCUGGAUUUGAUAGAAUUGCCCGAUAUUUUGGUAAUGAACCAGAAUUUCGUUAUAUGAAAGUAAGGAGGACGAAUUUUUCAGAAAAUUGUAAAUAUAAAAUUAGUAUUGCUUUACAUUGUCGAACUAAAUUGACGAAACCUUUUAGCAUUCAAUAUAUGGAAUAUUUGCUUGCUCCAAUUUUCAAUUCUGUUAAUUGGACUGCAUUGGAAAGUAAUAACCAAAUUGAUAGCAAUGUGCUCAAGAAUCUUUUGAAAGAACAUGCAGUUGCACACAGUUGCCGCAUUGGUACUCAGAGAUGUAUCGAUAAAUUACAAAACUAUUUUACGAAUAGUUUUCUGAAUGCAUGUACAAAUACAACACUGAUGAGCAGUGAGUGUAGUGUGAGACAUGGUUCAAUCGAUCUCUGGAAAAUGCUUUUUGAUUUUUAUAAAAAGGAAAGAGCACAGGUAGAACAGCAUUUCUUGUUGCUUGCAUUAUCGUGUACCUCCGAUACUACCAUAUUGAAAGUGUAA